CGAUUGGCGAAACAGGAUAAAACCCUCCCGCGAUCCGAUCUCGAGAGGUUUACGCCGUCUCAAACCGGGUUUCCCCGGUUGUUUUUCCUUUAUUCAGAUGAUGAGGAGCGUCAACAGGUAUCGCCGCCACCAUCCAGGCCUUCAUCUCCACUUGCCCCACAUUCACGUCCACCACCACCACCACCACGAGAGGGAGGAGGGAGACAACUUGAAGGACGUGCCGAGAGGGUGCUUGGCCAUAUCUGUGGGCCAAGGCGAGGAGGAGCGGCGGUUCGUGAUCCCGGUGGCCUAUGUGAACCACCCGCGGUUCGUGGACUUGCUGAGAGAGGCGGAGGACGAGUAUGGGUUCGACCAGAAGGGCCCCAUCAACAUCCCUUGCCACAUCAACGAGUUCCGGAACGUGCAGGACUCGAUCGACAAGGAUGCAAGCAAGAGCCAUCGCCACGACCGCCAUUGCAACAGCAUCUACGGGAGGUGCUUCGGACCUUCUUGAUGGAUGAUACGACGGACAGCUUGAUCAACAUGUGCAUACAGUAGAAGGUUUAGUUCCAGCAUAGAAUAGUCGUGUAACAGGUUUCUUCCAUUUUUUUUUUUCUUUUUUGCUCUUUUGGGUCGUUUUGAUUCAUGUGAAUGGAGAUUUGGAGAACCUAAAAAGGAUACAAUCCAUUGCAGAUGUGUUUGUAAUUCAAACGCGUCUUCAUUUGAAUCAUCGCUUGAGCAUUUCAUGGCUUACUAAGUGGAUAAGCGAAGUUAGAAAGUGGCAAGUAGGAACAAGCUUGGCAGACUUGAAUGGCGCUGACUACAGCUCAUCAUUUUUUUGUUU
Messenger RNA from Rhodamnia argentea, 823 nucleotides. Its product is annotated as auxin-responsive protein SAUR32-like. Gene Ontology annotation, biological process: response to auxin. The record is from RefSeq and is a predicted model, not a curated record. NCBI's taxonomy places the organism in Eukaryota, Viridiplantae, Streptophyta, Magnoliopsida, Myrtales, Myrtaceae. The transcript is spliced from 2 exons. Bases 98 to 493 code for a protein of 131 amino acids.